AUGGGAACUCGCACAGCAGAGGCAGCUGGGGCAGCAGGGGGCAGCCGCCUGCACUGGGAACCCCGCUGUCAGCACACCUCGCCAGACGGAAUGCCCAGCACUGCAGUCCUGCCCCCGCGCCUCGACGGGCCCUGGAUCUCCACUGGCUGCGAGGUGCGCCCUGGACCGGAGUUCCUCACCCGCUCCUACACCUUCUACCCCAACCGCCUCUUCCGAGCCUACCAGUUCUACUACGGGGACCCCUUCUGCCGGGAGCCUGCCCACUCGCUGCUCAUCAAGGGCAAAGUCCGCCUGCGCCGGGCCUCCUGGGUCACCCGGGGCGCCACUGAGGCUGACUACCACCUGCACAAGGUGGGCAUCGUCUUCCACAGCCGCCAAGCCCUGCUCGAUGUCACCGGGCGCCUCAACCAGACCCAGGCUGGCCAGGACUGCGUGAGGCGGUUGCCCCCCGCCCAGGCCUGGCUGCCAGGGGCGCUGUAUGAGCUGCUGAGCACCCGGGCGGAGGGGGACUGCAUGGCGGCCCUGGGCUUCACCAUGCAUGAGCUCAGCCUGGUCCGAGUGCAGCGCUACCUGCAGCCCCAGCCCGGGGCUGUGUCCCGGCUGGUGGAGGAGCUGUACCUGGGGGACAUCCACACGGACUGGGCAGAGAGGCAGCAAUACCGGCCCACCGGCUACCAGCGGCCCCUGCAGAGCGCCCUGCAUCACGUUCGGCCCUGCCCGGCCUGCAGCCUGGUCGCCCGCUCGGACGUGCGCCACCCGCCGGCGCUGCCCGCCCAGCUGGCGCUGCCGCUGCGCCUGGGUGGCCGCUGGGUGAGCGCGGGCUGCGAGGUGCGCCCGGCCGUCCUGUUCCUCACGCGGGUCUUCGCCUUCCACGGGCCCAGCCGCUCCUGGGAGGGGCGCUACCACCACUUCUCCGACCCCGCCUGCCGGCAGCCCACCUUCACCGUGUUCGCGGCCGGCCGCUACAGCCGCGGCGCGCCGUCCGCCAGGGUCCGCGGCGCCACCGAGCUGGUGUUCGAGGUCACGCGGGCCCACGUGACGCCCAUGGACCGGGUCACCACGGCCAUGCUCAACUUCUCCGAGCCCAGCAGCUGCGGGGGCCCCGGGGCCUGGACCGUGGGCGCCGAGCGGGACGUCACGGCCACCAACGGGUGCCUGCCGCUGGGCAUCAGGCUCCCGCACGUGGAGUACGAGCUCUUCAAGGUGGAGCGCGACGCCCUGGGGCAGAGCCUGCUCUUCACCGGACAGAGGCCCACGGACGGGUCCAGCCCCGACACCCCGGAGAAGCGCCCCACCUCCUACCAGGCGCCGCUGGUGCUCUGCGGCGGGGACGCCCGCGACUCCUCGGGGCCCGCGCAGCACUGGCCGGCGCUGCCGAAGGCCCCCCGCGGCGGGGGCCCGGACCCUCGCGUGGCCCCUCUGCCCCUCCUGCCCCUAGUGCUGGGGCCGGCCUUCCUCUGGUGGCUGUGA
Molecule: messenger RNA, 1470 nt
Organism: Propithecus coquereli (Coquerel's sifaka)
Lineage: Eukaryota; Metazoa; Chordata; Mammalia; Primates; Indriidae
Gene: APCDD1L
Product: adenomatosis polyposis coli down-regulated 1-like
Exons: 4
Coding region: 1-1470 (489 amino acids)
Biological process (GO): negative regulation of Wnt signaling pathway
Cellular component (GO): plasma membrane
Molecular function (GO): Wnt-protein binding
Source: RefSeq, a predicted model, not a curated record